Molecule: messenger RNA, 1469 nt
Organism: Botrytis deweyae
Lineage: Eukaryota; Fungi; Ascomycota; Leotiomycetes; Helotiales; Sclerotiniaceae
Exons: 3
Coding region: 279-1241 (320 amino acids)
Source: RefSeq, a predicted model, not a curated record
CCUUUCAAUGAAAGCCUUGGGCUGUGCUUGAUACAAUAUGAUAAUGUUACACUCAUCAUCUUCUACAACCAGUCAAUAUACAUUCCAUCCAUCCAAGUCUAAAUCAUUGGAUAUGGGUUUCUCAUAACCCCGCCUGAAGUCACACACCCUUGUAGAUGCAUCGAAUCCCAAAUAUUGUCCUUCUCCAACCUUCUACCUCCAGCCUCGCCCACUCCCCCAAAAAGUUCAUCACAAACCAUCAACUUCUGUUUCUAAGAUAGGUACAAAGCUCCUUUUCAAUGUUGAGUUCUUUCACAAACGUAUACGGCUCCUUUCCCAACAUCCAAGCUCGUAUAAAUAAUCUAGCGGGUACUCAAGCAAGCGUCGUGGGAAUGGCAGGCUCUGGAGCCCGAUUUCAGAGUCUGAGUGAUUUUGAAAAAGAGCAGGAUGAAUUGCAAGCUCGGAUUGACCAAGAUAAUCUCAACGCACAACCCACAAGAUCUCGUACUGGCUUACCAGCCGCCAGCAUACCUAGGAAUGUGCCAGAUGUCAGUGGUAUCCUACUUGAAGAGCAAGCGUUGCAAGAAAUGGGCAGCAUAAACUGGGUCGGAAAACUACUGGAGUACCAUCAAGCCAAAGCCAUCAACCCACUACCAGAGUAUACAGAGCAUCAGGUCUCCGAACAGCGAUUCCGCUGUUCCGUCACCAUCAAACAAAAGACCGAGCCCAUCACCACCUUAGCAUCCUUCAGCAACAAAAAAAAUGCCAAAAAAUUCAUCUCCAAACUCGCCGUCGAUUGGCUUAUAUCACAGAACCUCAUGCCUUCUACUGGCGACGUCAAAUUUUCCAAGACACCAAUUGCAACACCAAUUCCAGAUGCUCGCGAGAGAAGCACCUCUCCAACACCCUAUCCCAGUCUCGUCCCCGGACUCUGCAUCGCCCUUGGUUUCAACCCUCCCGCCUACAGACUCACGCGCAUGUCAGAAGGCACCUCAUUUUACGAAAUCUAUGCAGAUUUCGGAUCUGAUCCCCGAAUCGACGGCCCUGUAGGAAAACUCACAAACAUCUACGGCAGGAAUAGAGCUAAAGAAGCCUGCGCAAAAGAAGUUUUUAUGUUCUUGAAGGCGAUUGAAAGAUCGAGGGAAGCAGGUAUUGUAGCUCAGCAGGGAGAGGAGAGCAGGAGUGUGGAGGAGCCCCAACCUCAGCAGGAGGACUCGGGUUCGAAUGCGAAUGAUCAGUAUAGUGUCGUUUCUGGCAUUUAAAGAAUGGUUAAGUAUGCUGUCGAAUCAUGGAUUGUAAUGGAAUGGAACACUGGGACAACCAACUUAACGAAUUUCCUAGGAUAGAUUUGGAUUAUAUGUCAUGUUAUGUUGUGGGAUACUACCUACCUAGUACAAACUUAUUCGGAUAGAAUAUAAGUUUCGAAAUCUCAAUUCGUUUUCACUUGCUCUUCUUUUCAUGUUUCUUCUUGUCUAUUCUCUUCCCCUUUC